AUGGCCUAUUGCAAUGUUCUCAGCGCUUCAACAAUUGACGAGAAGAGAGAGCUUAUUUACCUCGACAAAUAUCGUAGGGAAGUCAUUCUUUGCGACUGGGCAGAGCUUGGGAGCACCCAGGUCUCGCCCGGCCGAGCGGCUGGCUCUACAUGUACUAACCACGCAGGAAACCAUCGACGACAACGAUCGACCCCUACGCUUCAAGGAUCCUAUCAAUCAAUCUUGCCAGGCUCACCCUCUGAACAAAUCUCAGCACGCCAGCAUCACAGCUUUGGCAACCACGUUCAAGAGGAGACCAGAGCACCAGAGGAACAAACUUACGGACGUAGUGUAGAAGGUUUAAAACGACAGCAAGACGGACAACUAUUCUCGCAAGCCACACAGCAGACCACAUCUCGACCGGGCUACCCCCAUGGGCCUAAUAAAGGCCACUCAACUGACCAUCCUCAGGAACAACCUAGUCUUCCCAAGAAUGUUUCGGACUCAAGCUUCAUCUCGACAGAAGCAAUUAAUGCACUACUUAUGGACUUGCAACCAGCGAUUUCGGGCGCCAACUAUGAAAUGCCCAGGCAUGGCAUAAGUGGCGGAUAUUCAUCCGAGCACAACAAGACAAAUCUGCAAGUAGAGCUAAAUGGAGAGCAAUCGUCGAAAUAUGAAGUUGCAAAUGUUGGAAUCCUGGCAGGUCCACAUUAUCCAUCCAAUACGCCCGAAGAUCGAAUGGCGAAACGAAAACAGCAUAUAUCGCUUGAUCUAACCAAUUCACACUUCAUAGUGGAUUUCGAUUGUCUUCACAGACCUGAGACGCCAGCUCGGCAACAAUGUCAAGGUUUGUGA
Messenger RNA from Bacidia gigantensis, 834 nucleotides. RefSeq lists its product as uncharacterized. Lineage: Eukaryota; Fungi; Ascomycota; Lecanoromycetes; Lecanorales; Ramalinaceae. The coding region runs from base 1 to 834 and encodes 277 amino acids. The record is from RefSeq and is a predicted model, not a curated record. The transcript has 3 exons.